Monodelphis domestica (gray short-tailed opossum) is the source of this 4066-nucleotide messenger RNA. NCBI's taxonomy places the organism in Eukaryota, Metazoa, Chordata, Mammalia, Didelphimorphia, Didelphidae. The record is from RefSeq and is a predicted model, not a curated record.
AGAGGAAGUUACGCAGCCUGGAUCAGACAGUGAGAUAAAAGCUCCGAUUGUGAUUGAAAGUGAUGGCAAAAGGAUUUAGCCUCAGUAUUAACUUGGAGAGGAGUGGAGGGGGAGAGGGAGAGGGAGAUUUCCUAAAGCUCCCAGCCAUCUGUCCUGGAGCUCAGCUGGGGGGAUGCUGACCGUCCUAGAUGAGAAGAGGUGAAACCCACCAUAGUCCAGGAAGGACCAAAUCCCAACCACUGUGGGUUCUUUCGGUGAGAGGGGGAAACAAAAGUUUAACUUGUUUGUGACCGACCUCCGACUCCACCCGAGUGGGAGGCGCGGGCAGGCUUGCCUGCCCCCCUCCCCUCAUCCAGUGUCUCUGGGACGGCUGCAGGCAGCUCCACAUGCAUCCUGAUUGCUCUCCAACCCCAAACUAGCAGCGGCAGCAGCAGCAGCAGAGCAACAGCAGCAACAACAGCAGCAGCAGCAGGAGCAGCAGCAGCAGGAGGAGGAGGAGGAGGGAGGAGAAAGGACCAGAUCUCACCCCUACAUCCCCCCUCACCCACCCAGUCAACAGUCAGAAGAGAGGCAGAGCCCAGAGGGGGUGGUGGUGCCUUGGCUGGCUGACUGACCUGCGCUCCUGGUGGAAUCUGUCCGUCUCUCACUGCGCCUGUUAGAGAGGCUCCAAGCCCGGGUGUUGUUGCUAAUGAGCACUCUCUCUUCCCUUCUUACAAUGAAAGACAAGCCAGACCCCAGGUACCUGGAUGGAUUGGUAGCUGAAGCUUCAGAAACUUCAUAAUAAGUCGCCUGUGGCUAGAAGCCAAGGUCAGCUGGUCUCCUAUUAGUGCCUAUCCCCUCUUCAAGUAGAGCAAAACAACCCAUCCCCCAAUCAACACCUCAGUGGCUUUUUAUUUUUUCAGAUGAAUCACAAGAUAGCUGUCACUUUAAACCUAUAUGAAAGUCUUUCUAUUUUUUUGGUUCAAAACAUUGCAUUCAGUCCCAAAGAAGAAUAUGUUUCCAGCUAACAUGUACACUACCUGACUUUAUUUUAUUUUAUUUCUAAUUCAGGCCUGGGGGGUUUAUUUAAAGUUCUUUCCAGCACACCACAUCAUACUUUAAGGACGCUUUAAACCCUUCAUUGAUUGGAAGGACAAAAAUUAAGAGCAAUCUGAUCCAGCCUCAGGCAAGAUCCCUGCGGGUUUUCUCCCUAUCCCGUUUUGAAACCCUGUCACCAUUUGAGAGUGUGCCCGAUUUCAUCUGCUUCGUCUCUAGGAAAAGUCACUCACCUUGUUAUGCCAAGAUUAGGGGGAUGUGAAGUUAUGGACAACUUUUUGAUCUACCUAUCAAUAGUGUGAGAAACACUGGCUCUGCAUUUUCCAAUCAGCUGGCCAGACCUGCCUUCAGGACAAAGAGGUUCCAUCUUGCCUGUGAACCAGUGGUCCUUGGAUCUCUGGAAUGUCCCUGGUGACUCCUGUUUAGUAGAUGUGGCAUCUCCAUGUUGAGCCCAUCAUUCACUCCUAACCCAGACGCUGCCUUUCCAGGGCCUCUCCAGGCCCGGAGUUCACCGCCUCCACCUGCUGUCAUGCUGCUCUUGGCAUCCCUUCUGUUGCACUGCCUCCCAUUGGCCAUGGGGGACUACGACAUUUGCAAGUCCUGGGUGACCACAGAUGAGGGCCCAUCCUGGGAGUUCUACGCCUGUCAGCCCAAGGCCAUGAGCAUGAAGGACUAUGUCAUGGUAAAGGUGGAGCCUGCUGGAAUCACCUGUGGAGAUCCCCCAGAGAGAUUCUGCACUCAUGAAAACCCAUACUUGUGCAGUGAUGAGUGUGAUGCUUCAAACCCAGACCUGGCCCAUCCACCUCGGCUCAUGUUUGACAAGGAGGAUGAGGGGCUGGCCACCUACUGGCAGAGUGUGACCUGGAGCCGAUAUCCCAGUCCACUGGAAGCCAAUAUCACCCUUUCCUGGAAUAAGAGUAUUGAGCUGACUGAUGACAUAGUAAUGACCUUCGAAUAUGGCCGGCCCACUAUCAUGAUGCUGGAGAAGUCACUGGACAAUGGACGGACAUGGCAUCCCUACCAGUAUUAUGCUGAAGAUUGUAUGGAAGCCUUCAACAUGCCUCCCCGCAGGGUCCGUGACUUAUCCUCUACAAGUGCCAACCGGGUGGUGUGCACGGAGGAGUACUCCCGCUGGGCUGGCUCCAAGAAGGAGAAGCACGUGCGCUUUGAGGUGCGAGACCGCUUUGCCAUCUUUGCUGGCCCAGAUCUCCGCAACUUGGACAACCUCUAUACCAGACUGGAGAGUGCCAAGGGACUCAAGGAGUUUUUCACCGCCACUGACCUGCGCAUGAAGCUACUUCGGCCUGCUCUGGGAGGCACCUAUGUUCAGCGGGAGAACCUCUACAAAUACUUCUAUGCGAUCUCCAACAUCGAGGUCAUUGGCAGGUGUAAAUGCAACCUCCAUGCCAACCUGUGCUCCUACAAAGAAGGCGGCCUUCAGUGUGAGUGUGAACAUAAUACCACCGGCCAGGACUGUGGCAAAUGCAAGAAGAAUUUUCGAACCCGCUCGUGGAGAGCAGGGUCCUACCUACCCCUUCCUAAUGGCUCCCCUAAUGCAUGUGCGGCUGCAGGCUCCGCCUUUGGCACUGCCACUACUGUUGCUGUCCCUGCCAAGAUCUCCAAACUUUUCCAGCUCAAGCCUAAGUCUCCUCAAGUGGUACCCAUUGAAGUAUUCAAAGACUGUGAGUGUUAUGGGCAUUCCAACCGCUGUAGCUACAUCGACUUCUUGAAUGUGGUGACCUGUGUGAGCUGUAAACACAACACCCGAGGCCAACACUGCCAGCACUGCCGCCUGGGCUACUACCGCAAUGGCUCCGCAGAGCUCGAUGAUGAAAACGUCUGCAUUGAAUGUAAUUGCAACCAGAUUGGAUCCAUUAAUGACCGGUGCAAUGAGACCGGUCACUGUGAGUGCCGAGAAGGGGCUGCGGGGCCCAAGUGUGAUGACUGUCUCCCCAGUCACUACUGGCGCCAGGGCUGCUUCCCCAACGUCUGUGAUGACGAAUACUUACUCUGCCAAAAUGGGGGGACGUGCUACCAGAACCAGCGUUGCCUCUGUCCCAGCGGCUACCAGGGCGUACUGUGUGACCAGCCUCUCUGCCAGGGGGAGGAAGGCCAGGCCUGCAACCCUGCUCCCCACGCCGGCCCCCACCUAGCUGUGUUCCUUGGCUCCGGGUUGCUUCUGUGGCUGGCAGGCUGCCUAGGUUACUGACACCGCCUCAUCCCCCAAGCUGGGGGCUGGGAGGGGACGCUGGGGUCUCCUCUCCCCAUCUUCACCCCCGGGGACUGCCUCACUACCAUGACUGUUCACCUCCAUUCCAUCAUCACUCACGUCCUUCUGAAUAGCGGGAGCUGCCAAGGAGACCUGGCCAAGGAACACUCACCCUUCCUGCCAGAAGAGCGCCGCUCAGGGGCUUCCUCAGCAAGUCUCUGCUCUCCCUCCUUCCAUGGACCCUGGCCUCUUGGACCCCUCCUCUCUCCCUCGUUCAGGGCCUGGGACCCAGUUUCCCCUGCCAAAGCAAAAGACCCUGCAAUUUUGUUUGACCUCUGCUUUUCUCGUUUUCCCCCAGGGGUUUUUGGGGGAGGGAGGGAGGGACCAUGAGCACUCUCCCUUCCUCACCCAGAGUUCUGACCAGGCACCGAGAGCGCCCCUCCCAGAUCCUUCUGGUUGACUGUUGAGGACUGGCAGUAAGCUUCUGGCCAAUCUCAUCGCACAGUUGGGCGAGCAACCUGGAGUUCCAGUUGCCUACAAAUCUCGAUGCUGAAUUUAUGAUGUUUUGUAUUUGUAUUUUGAUUUUCUUUUGCAAACCACCGGCCCUGAAGGUCAGCCCUGGGGUGGAGAUGAGGAGGACUUCACUGUCUCCAGGAAGGGGGGUCUCUGAAGAAUAUAGGGAUGUGUACUUUGUUUUGUAGAGAAUUAUUUUUGUUUGUAUUGUGUCCCAUAUAUCAAGGGGACAGGAAGGGAAGAGCCAUUCACCAGGGGUGUCUGGAUGAUGGUAUAUAAUCCUACAGAGUAAAAGACCUGUUAACUGCU